CACCCAUCCAUCCGUCCAUCCGUCCAUCCAUCCAUCCAUGAGCCUCCGGGGCCGGCAGCCGGGGCCCUGGGCCGCCCUGGCCUCCACCCUGAUGCUCCUCCCAACAGUGCUCGGGUCUGCCGGGGAGGAAGACAGAGGCCUGCGUCUGCUCUGCCUUGACCUCCACACGGUGCUGGUGACCUGGGACCAUGGCGGCCAUGACAACCUCAGCCUCCACUACAGGUUUGACGAGGAGGCGGCCUGGGGCCCGUGCGGGGCGUACGCGGUGCGGGCCGGGCUCAGGUCGGGCUGCGCGCUGGGGGUUCGGGGCGACAUCCUGCACCUGACCCUGCGGGACGGGGGCCGGGCCCUCCUCAACCUCAGCCGCUACGUCGCUGACUUCCUGAAACCCGCGACCCUGCGCGACCUCCGCUUCCUGUGGAGCCCGGACGGCUCCCAGGUCACCGUGCGCUGCCCCGACCUCCGCUACCGCGGCCUCAGCUACCAAGUGCAGCACCGCGCGGCCCGCGACCCCGCCUGGCAGACCCACGAGGAGACCACGUGCGUGGUGACGGUCGCCGGCCUGGAUCCCGGGCUCUGCCUCAGUUUCCGUGCCCGCGCCGCCCCGCGCCCGGCCGUCUACGGCCCCGAGGCCCAGCCGGGGGACUGGACUCGAGAGACGCACUGGACGGAGCACUGUGAGCCGAGCCCGGCCUCCGUCCCGGCCCUGGGCCUGGCGCUGCCCUGCGGCCUGGCCGCCAGCCUGCUGCUGCUGCUGUGCGCGUGGAGGCUGAGCAGGGUGAAGCAAAGACUCCUCCCCUGGGUGCCCGACCCCCGGGGCAGCUUCCCCGGGUUGUUCGAGACCCACCAUGGCCACUUCCAGGAGUGGAUCUUGCACACCCAGGCCGUGACCCCGCCCAGGGCCACCGAACCCACUGAGGCCCACGAGGUGCUGGAAGUGCGGCCAGGCCCAGAGAAUUCCUACACACACAGCUGCGGUCCCAUCGCCCACGCCCACCUGUCUCCAGCGCCAUGAGGAAAAGGCCUCCCUCUUUGCCUCGACUUACCCACCCUUUGAUGAUGACCCUCUACUCCAGCCCAGCCAGAAUGGGGGCGGGCAGUCCUG
Molecule: messenger RNA, 1105 nt
Organism: Dipodomys spectabilis (banner-tailed kangaroo rat)
Lineage: Eukaryota; Metazoa; Chordata; Mammalia; Rodentia; Heteromyidae
Product: cytokine receptor-like factor 2
Exons: 8
Coding region: 38-1015 (325 amino acids)
Biological process (GO): cytokine-mediated signaling pathway
Cellular component (GO): external side of plasma membrane
Molecular function (GO): protein binding; cytokine receptor activity
Source: RefSeq, a predicted model, not a curated record